Acanthocheilonema viteae is the source of this 1302-nucleotide messenger RNA. NCBI's taxonomy places the organism in Eukaryota, Metazoa, Nematoda, Chromadorea, Rhabditida, Onchocercidae. The record is from the annotation of a GenBank genome assembly.
AUGUCAAUAUUGAAAGUAGCUGUGGCGGUACGUAAACGGCGUUAUGGUGUUCUGCAAUUCUUAGCAGAUUAUCGUUUAAUACUGCGGUGUGCUUUGUGUUACUCAAAGAAAUGUGAUCUGAUUAAAAAUGAAACAUUUAUGGAUGCCACUGAUGUUGAUCGAAGCUCAUUUGCCCGGUUAUCGAUAAUAGGAGAUGAUAGGACACCGACUUGUAAAACAAUGAUGCCAAUCCAGGAACUGAUAAUCUUUGCUGCUUUCACAGGCUCUUUAAACGUGCUGGAAACUUCUAUGGGGGAAAAUUUUCAAUUACAAGUUUUUGAAACGGCACGAAAGACCUUAUGGAAAUGCGCUUCAUUGACAGCAAUCACCGGAAAUGACAUGCGGGAACGAAUGCAUCAUUAUGAAUGCCAUCGAAAUAUUGGAUCAUUAUUACCAAGUGAUAAUCUAAAUAUGAGAAUUGCCGCAUCAUUUGGUUCCAGCUGUCGAGUAUUGGCAGCCAGCUUCAUCGAAUUGUUGGAAGAUGAUUUCGAAAUGAUAAAAUGGAGGAAAAUCGGAGAUGGAGAUAACAAAAUUUAUGGUAUGAAUUUUUGCUUGAGAACAGAAGCAGAGAGAUUUUACCAGAUGCUUCGGUUGCACUCUUCUUCGGGAUCAGUUUCUUAUGCACUACCAAGGAAAUUGGUAUUUCAAAAAAAUUUCUUCCACACCAAUAAUCGCUGCAUAUCCUCGAAAUAUAUUCCGCAAAUUACUAUAUGUAGUAGUGGUGAUGGAGGAGGAAGAGCAAAAUCUAUUGAAAUCAGUGGACCGCUGAACUUCGAGCACAAGAUUCAUAUUGGAUUGGAUUCCGUACAUGGAUAUGAAGAUAAUGACUUCUUGAAAAAGAUUCUCAGAGAAACACAAUUACUCUUCGGCAGUCGAGAAACAUUGAUAGCAAACGAGCGGCGUCUUCACAUCCGCAAACAAUCACGAACAACUUUAAGUUGUGUGAAACACUUCGAUCAAGUCAAGAGAAACAAUCGAAAAUCAACUAAUUUUGGAGACAAGUUACUGGAAAUAACUCAAAGUUCAAACAUGCAACAAACAGUAACGAUAUCCGGCGAAGGCUAUUCUGAUCCGCCGAAUAAUCUAAAUGGCAGUAACAGGAUGAAUCUACAGACAACAGAGGAAAUGGAUCAUCCGGAAACUCCCCGAAAAUGUUAUGAUAGGAAGCAAAAAUUGACAACAUGCACGGUGGACCAUGGAGAGAGAUUUAUUUCUUCAAAGAGUUCAGCAACAAUGAUCAGAAAAGAUUUUGAAAGAAGAUAG